UUCCGAGGCGGCCCGGGGCAACACCCUCUCCCGACCCAGCAAGUAGGUGCCGGGCGGCUGCCAUGAACUCCGGAGCCAUGAGGAUCCACAGAAAAGGACAUUUUCAGGGUGGAAUCCAAGUUAAAAAUGAAAAAAACCGACCAUCUUUGAAAUCUCUGAAAACUGAUAACAAACCAGAAAAAUCCAAAUAUAAACCUCUCUGGGGUAAAGUAUUUUACAUUGACUUACCUUCUGUCACCAUAUCUGAAAAACUGCAAAAGGACAUUAAGGAUCUGGGAGGGCGAGUUGAAGAAUUUCUCAGCAAAGAUAUCAAAUAUCUUAUUUCAAAUAAAAAGGAAGCUAAAUUUGCACAAACCUUGGGACGAAUCUCUCCUAUACCAAGUCCAGAAUCUGCCAAUACUGCAGAAACCACAUCACCUCAUCCCAGCCAUGAUGGAAGUUCAUUUAAGUCUCCAGAUACAGUGUGUUUGAGCAGAGGAAAAUUAUUAGUUGAAAAAGCUAUCAAGGACCAUGAUUUUAUUCCUUCAAACAGUAUAUUAUCUAACGCCUUAUCAUGGGGAGUAAAAAUUCUUCAUAUUGAUGACAUUAGAUACUACAUUGAACAAAGGAAAAAAGAAUUGUAUUUACUCAAGAAAUCAAGCACUUCUGUAAGAGAUGUGGGGGAAAAAGUAGGUGUUGGCACUCAGAAAACAAAAACAGGUAGACUCAAAAAGCCUUUUGUAAAGGUGGAAGAUAUGAGCCAGCUUUAUAGGCCAUUUUAUCUUCAGCUGACCAAUAUGCCUUUUAUAAACUAUUCUAUUCAGAAGCCCUCCAGCCCAUUUGAUAUAGAGAAGCCAUCUAGCACCCAAAAGCAAACUCAAGUUAAACUAAGGAUCCAAACAGAUGGUGAUAAAUGUGGUGGAAUUCCAGUUCAAUUCCAGUUAAAAGAGAAGAAAAAAAAGGGAUAUUGUGAAUGUUGCUUGCAGAAAUAUGAAGAUCUUGACAUUGUAAAUAUGAUUUUGUAUUCAGGGGGUUGAUGUUUCUAAAACUAU
This is a messenger RNA of Dama dama (fallow deer), 1031 nucleotides long. RefSeq names its product protein DBF4 homolog A-like. Gene Ontology annotation, cellular component: Dbf4-dependent protein kinase complex; nucleus. Gene Ontology annotation, biological process: regulation of cell cycle phase transition; positive regulation of nuclear cell cycle DNA replication. NCBI's taxonomy places the organism in Eukaryota, Metazoa, Chordata, Mammalia, Artiodactyla, Cervidae. Gene Ontology annotation, molecular function: nucleic acid binding; protein serine/threonine kinase activator activity; zinc ion binding. The record is from RefSeq and is a predicted model, not a curated record.